GGAUAUCUAACAUACUAUAUAUACAUAAACUUUAUCUUCCACCCGCCACCAGUCUCCGUCAACCAGAAGAUAUCCUCGGAACGGACUGUAUACCAUCUUACAACCCACAUGGCCCAGGAUUGAUAUAUAACCAACAUGAACCGUGCCGUCCAGAGGAGUCAGCUCUUCAAUCCUGCCGGCCAACAGACACGCUCUCAAUAUGACCCUCAGAAUCCUGGUGUGCAGCACAGAGGACCUGCCGGACCCGCCCCACAGCAACAGUACCAGCAGUACCAGCAGUAUCAACAACCUCAACAGCAAGGUCAGCCACAGCAACAGCAGCAGCAGCAACAACAACAGCUAUCACAGCAAGGGCCUCAGUCGACAAACGGCACUGCAGAUGGUGCAAGUGGAAGUGGGAGCACGCCUGGUCAAGAGAUGAACCUCGCCUCGGUGCUGCAUUACCUACAAAGCGAAUGGAGAAGAUGGGAGAGGGAUAGAAACGAGUGGGAAAUUGAGAGAGCAGAGAUGAGGGCCCGAAUUGCACUGCUGGAAGGACAAAGAAGAUCAGCAGAAAACCUCAAGGUAGAUUUGUUGAGAAGGGUCAAAAUGCUCGAGUUCGCUCUACGACAAGAGAGAACAAAGCGGGUUGGUGCCGGAGGCAAGCUCAACAGCGUCCCGCCUACUCGUUUGGCUGCACUUCAGGACGAAGACAGGCUUUCAACAGGAGACAAGGAAGGUAGCGGAAGUGAAGGUAGCCAAGAAGACAUUCUUGAGAAGCCAACCAAAGUGAACGGCGUUCAUUCUGCUGCUGUCGGCAAAUCUUCUACAAUCAUGUCUCGUUCCCAGCCUGCUGAGGCAAAUCAAUGGAAGAGCAUCGGUGUCGCCCCUAGAGAUCCUAAAGCCCGUGCACGAAGUCGAGAAUAUCUCAAACAAUGUCUUCAAGAGAUCAGCUACCUUACUUCUCCCGGUGCCCUCAAUCCUCUCCCUCCAUACCCUCCCGUAGACCCUUCUGCUCUUCCUCAGCCGGAUGUGUCGCACGACCCCAACCACCCCGAGGUUGACCUUUAUGAACGACCCCGAAAAGAGCUGUCUGAAGAGCCUGUCCCACCCCUUCACACUCGUAAACGAAACGACGAAGCUGCAGAGACCAAAGAGACCGCUGGCUCGACUUCAGCCUCUGAGGAUGAUCAGGUGAACGGCGAAAAGGACAAACCCAUUCCCUCCAUUCCCACCCCUGCAUUGCCACCUGGAUCUUCGUCUUCUUUUCCUACAUCACAACCCAUGGAAAAGUCCGUCUCUCCUUCACCCUUAGCGUUCCAUCGUCCAGGCUUAGAUCCGGCACUUUUACCCCCCAGUGAUAAUAGUGGCCCCCCGUCCUCCCCGUCUCCGAGAACAGUAAGCUUACCGGAUAUCUCUGCGACUAAAAGCGAGGAUGAGCCACGAUCGCCAGGUGCCGGGAAGGAUUCGGAUGAGCCGGGAAAGCAGCUUUUGACGGCCAUAUAUAGGCCGGAUAGUAAGACUGCAUGGCGAGAAGAACUGAAGGCUGCCAACGAGGAAGCGGAAAAGGCGAAGGAGGAAAGAGCACGAAAGGUGCCCGAUCAGGCCGAAGACGACCGACUCACAACUUUGUCGCUCAAUACCGAGGAGGAAGAAAUCAAAGCGGAUGAUUCAGUCGAUAAGAUAUGGGUAUCCAAAAGGAGUUUGAAGAGUCACUUGGACAUUGUUAGGGCUAUUGCGUUUGCUCAUGGUCCUGGAAUUAUGUUGGCGACUGGCGGUGAUGAUUGUACGGUGAAGGUUUGGUCAGUGGAUUCAGCUAGUAUCAUUUCCCACAGACAUACUGCUCAAGAAAUUGAGCCUAUCAUGACUUUGCGCGGUCACACCGCCGCUAUCACAUCCGUGGCCAUAUCCAAUGCCCUUUCUAUAAUAUUCUCUGCCUCCCUGGACUCGACUAUCCGCCUCUGGCAAUUACCAGCUCACAAUCACGAUCCGUACGCUACCUAUAAUCCUUCUGUUGCGGUCCAGACACUUGAAGGUCACACUGAAUCUGUUUGGGACAUCUGUCUCCUUCCUCCUCAAGAAGUCAGCCCGGCAGGGAAGGAAGGCAUUGAAGGCCGUCUUGUCAGCGCCUCCUCAGAUGGUUCGGUCAAGCUUUGGGAACGAUCCGGCUCUUCUCCAUCCGCGAGUAACUGGAAACUGGAGAAGUCAUUCAGCUCUUUUGGCGAGGGUGUCAUACCGACGUGUUUGGCAGUUUUCAACCUAGAUUUUGGAAAAGUGCUUGUGGGUACGUCGGAUGGAAAGGCAAGAUUAUGGGAUGUGGAUGCGGGAGAGGAAGUGCGCCUGUUUGGAGAGGAAGGCCAAGGUGUGGACUCUCAGGUAAAUGCCAUCUUGAGCCACCCAACUUUACCGGCUAUUGUAACGGCUCAUGAAGACGGAUAUCUCCGGUUCUACGAUGCUAAAUCUUCAUCCACUACCCCGACGCAUACAGUCCUUGCUCAUCCCGCACCUAUAACUUCUCUUGCUCUAUCACCCUCAUCCCCAACGUGCAUACUCACGUCGUCUGUCGACUGUACUGUUCGUUUGUGGGACUUGACAAAGAAGACUUCAAUCCAGGAAUUGGCAGGGCACAGAGGAAGGGCAGAUGAGGGCGUUUGCGCGGUGGCUAGUCAUCCGGAAUUACCAGUCAUCGGAAGCGCAGGUGCGGAUGGAGUUGUCAGACUUUGGGGAUUGGCUUGAGCCGAUGCUAAGGAAAAAAGUUGUCGUUUUCUUACUUUCUGUUUUUUUGUUGGGGAACUAGUAUUUUUUGGCCUUAAAGCGUACAGGGGAAAAUAUUGUAGCACUACAAAAAUUAAGAAGUACGCAAGAAAGGCAGAUAGACGCAAGAGAAGAAGUAUUAUUCAAAAGGAAGUGGAUAUAAGCAAAGGACUGCAUUUUUACUCGUUUUCUCUUAGCAUCAUUUUUAUUUCUUUUUCAUCUGUUUCUUUUGUCGUUAACAGAGUCUGCAAUGACCGGCUAUGAUCCGCUGUUCUAUUCUUUCUUUAUUACCGCGAAGCAGUUAUUUUACAUCAGUAGUGUGUAGAGACAAAGUGACAAAAGCAUUGAUGCCAUUAGUAGCCACAAUACUUGGACUUGCACGAUUCACGAUAAGGUUCUUUUCAUGGCUCUUAUGCAUUUAUCAAGG
This is a messenger RNA of Cryptococcus deneoformans JEC21, 3160 nucleotides long. RefSeq names its product nuclear mRNA splicing, via spliceosome-related protein, putative. The transcript is spliced from 7 exons. Lineage: Eukaryota; Fungi; Basidiomycota; Tremellomycetes; Tremellales; Cryptococcaceae. The coding region runs from base 136 to 2715 and encodes 859 amino acids. The record is from RefSeq and is a predicted model, not a curated record. Gene Ontology annotation, molecular function: protein binding.